Poecilia reticulata (guppy) is the source of this 2234-nucleotide messenger RNA. The record is from RefSeq and is a predicted model, not a curated record. NCBI's taxonomy places the organism in Eukaryota, Metazoa, Chordata, Actinopteri, Cyprinodontiformes, Poeciliidae.
GAGGGCGAGUCAGAGACAGGUAUGUACACGACCGGGAAACUUCCUUAUUCUGGAGAACGAAAGUCUGAGCUGCGGAUAUCACAAAGCUGUGAGGCCUCGGCAUCUCCACCAUGCCUGUCGCUUACAAGGAUCAGCUCUACGCUGAACUGAAGAAGCAGCACAACCAGAAAGGGACGUUGUUUGAAGAUCCAGAGUUUCCAGCCACCAAUUCAUCAGUUUAUUACCACAAACCCCCUCCUGGAGUUGUGCAGUGGAAACGACCCAGGGAAAUAUGUGAAAACCCACAUCUCUUUGUAGAGGGCAUCAGCUCUCAUGACUUGAACCAGGGGAUUGUGGGAAACUGCUGGUUUGUUGCUGCCUGCUCCUGCCUGGCUUUAAAACCAGAACUCUGGGAAAAGGUAAUUCCUGACUGGAAGGAGCAGGAGUGGGAUUCAAACUACGCUGGGAUUUUCCAUUUCCGGUUCUGGAUCUUCGGUGAGUGGAUAGACGUGGUGAUAGACGACCGGCUGCCGACAAUCAACGGACGACUCAUCUACUGUCAGUCAAAACAAAACAAUGAGUUCUGGAGCGCCCUGCUGGAGAAAGCCUACGCCAAGCUGUUUGGCUGCUAUGAGUCCCUGGCUGGAGGCAACACUGGAGAUGCUGUGGUGGAUUUCAGUGGAGCCGUGGCGGAAGCCAUCGACCUGCAGAAAGAGAAAUACUAUGCAGAUCAAACCAAAGAAGAUACAUUUUUUGAGGAUCUUCUCAAGGUGUGGAAUCGCGGAGGAAUCAUCAGCUCCUCCAUCAAGCCGCAGGGAUUUGGACUUGAGUCGAGGACGGAUAACGGGCUGGUGCGAGGCCACGCGUACUCCGUAACUGACGUGAAACGAGUGCGCUUGGGUCACGGGCUGCUGGCCUACUUCAAGAACGAAACCAUUCCACUCAUCCGCCUGAGAAAUCCCUGGGGCAAAACUGAGUGGACAGGAGCGUGGAGUGACAGUUCUGAAGAAUGGUCAAAAGUCGGUGACACAGAAAGAGGCAACCUCGGCAUCACAGUGGCGGACGAUGGAGAGUUUUGGUGGGUCGGGGUCUCUGAUUACACUCCAUUCUACAGAAAGAAGGUCACAGAGCCCCUAACAGUGCAGUUGUGGAGCGAUGACCUUGGAUCGGACAAAUUCUUAGGCCAAGUCAUGCUGUCCGGGAGGCCUGAUGACAACUCUCACCCUCAGCAGCUCCAGCUGAAGAAUAAAGGCAGUAAGACGGCGGACAAUAUGCCCGGCAAAAUCGCCCUGAGGAUCCUCACUUCAAACGAGCUGACGGCCUUGUAAUGAGACAUUUGAAACGUACAGUAUCUGACUUAACUGUCAUCGAUGAACUGAAACAGCUUGAACACCGUCCAUUAUUAUUUUUUGAAAGCUAGGAAAGCAAGAUGACUGACCAGAUUGUGGGUUCAUUUUGACUUCUUUUUAUAAACAUGUUUUUGUUGACUACUAUUUUUAUAUUUGUGUGUUUGGGAAAGUAUUUUUUCAUGAAACAAUGAGUAAAACUGAAGUAACACUACGAAGCCUGUCAGUGAACUUGACAGGAUCAUUCUAGCUUGGCCAUUGCCUUCCUGUGCCAUUUUACUUGAUUCAAAUCUCGCCUAUAGCUCAGUCUGGGCUUUCUGCCAUUUACUUGGAUUCCCUCUGCAAGAAUUUCUACUGGGCUAUUACGUUGUGAACGAUUACGUCAAUUUGUAGUCUGUCUGUAGUUCUAGUAAUGACAGCAAAGGAAGUAAAUCAAAUGUUUCAGAUUGUGUUGGCCACGUUUCCAAAUAUUUUAUUAACAUUAGAAGCCGCCUCUAUCGGAUCAAUACCAAUAAAAGGAUAAAAAGUAUUCAAAGAAUUUCCUGUCUUUCUAAUUGUUGCUUCUGAUAAAUCAGGUUUCUCCUCGACUUUUUACAUCUCGACAUGUAAAGCCAAAAAUGUUUAUCUUGAAUGAAGCGGCUGCCACGAUUGAAGAUGAUUGGUGUGACUUAUACCCAUCAACGUUGCCUUUUUUCUAGAUAAAUGCCUUUUGAUAAAUACAGCAAAUUGAAUGUAAAAGGCUUGUUCUUUUGCAGCUAUUUGUAUUAUGUUUUUUUUAAAUGUCUUAAAUGAGGAAGCCUCCUGUCGCUUUGUUUUGUAGAGAUAUAGUUUACCAUGAUGUAAAUACAUGUCCUUCCUCUUCUUUCAUGCUUUUCAGAUUAAACAACUUUUUUCUUUCUUCUUCUAUAA